Messenger RNA from Coccomyxa subellipsoidea C-169, 420 nucleotides. RefSeq lists its product as hypothetical. NCBI's taxonomy places the organism in Eukaryota, Viridiplantae, Chlorophyta, Trebouxiophyceae, Coccomyxaceae. The transcript is spliced from 5 exons. The record is from RefSeq and is a predicted model, not a curated record. Bases 1 to 420 code for a protein of 139 amino acids.
AUGAAGUUCUUCCACACCGGCAUGCUGUCCCUCGUGCUCUGCACAGCCAUGCUGCUUGGCGCAUUGGCCGCCGACAGCCGCCGCCACUUGGUGCAGGCACCGGCAGCGGACUGCGUGACUCGCCUAACAAGCCUGGCUGCUGACUGCAGUGCACAGAUCGCGUCCAUCACUUCUCUGGGCCAGAACAUUCCAGCGGACGCCACGGACGACCAGAUCAAGGCUCAAUUGGCCGGCCAGCCUCUGCCAGACGCCAAGUGCUGCGCCACCGCCGGCAACUUUAUCACCGGGGGGUGCCGCUGUGAUCCCCAGGUGCUGACCAUCGUGCAGGGCCAGAACAUCAACCCCGCCAGCCUCAAGACCCUCGUGAAAGCCACGCAGCUCUCCUGCAACAAUGCUGGCAUUGUUGACACCUGCAAGUGA